Monomorium pharaonis (pharaoh ant) is the source of this 1658-nucleotide messenger RNA. RefSeq lists its product as uncharacterized. The record is from RefSeq and is a predicted model, not a curated record. The transcript has 6 exons. The coding region runs from base 201 to 1040 and encodes 279 amino acids. Lineage: Eukaryota; Metazoa; Arthropoda; Insecta; Hymenoptera; Formicidae.
AUGUAAUCAUGCGUAAACACGUCUGUCUGUUCAAGUUUAUUGAAGUAUACAGAUGUCAAAACUGCACAGUUAUUGUGACUGGCGCAAGUAAUUGGAGUUUCAUGCGAGUCAAGUAAACGAGCAAACUUGAUAAUAAGCCCAGACUAUUCGAUCGGUGGUGGUCGUCACGUCAGCAACGAGCAGAGGUCGUCGCAUUACUAAUGUUGAAAAUCAUACGUUUCCGCGACGCUUGGACAAAGUGUCAUUUGACGCGGUUGUAUUCACAGAAAGUGAACAUUGGAGCUAUCGGACCAGAGUUACGGAAAGAAAUAGACAAAAUGCAACGCAUCAGACCAUCGGACCAGCCACCCAAAAUCUGGCAACAAAUAGAGAAGAAGGAUAAGGAUGGGAAGCUGAUGAAGUUCACGAUUCAGGAGAUUCCUGAGGACCGAUAUGAGGAAGCGGUUCAACACAUGUGCACGUAUUUCUUAGCCGAUGAAGUGACUUGUGCUUGUUUAGACGCGAAAAAUGAUCCUUUAUUUGUACAAGACGUAAGUACGAUAUGGCGUUUGUUACUCGCAGAAGGCAUAUCUAUAGCUGCAUUUAUUGAUAAUCCCAAUGGUGGAAAACCUAUAAUCGCGGGUAUGAAUGCUCUGGGUGUGGACGUUAAAGAUCAGAAAGAUAGUAUUUCCGGUUAUCAGUUUACGUCAGAGAAGUGCAAAAAUACAUUCGAAAUCAUAGCGAGUGCGACAAAGGUGGUGUAUGAACGUUAUGGAGUUGACAAAUAUUUAUACGCUAUUGGUCUUAGCGUCGAUCCUGAUUAUCGAGGAUAUGGAUUAGGCAAAGAUAUUCUAAAAAUCAGGGAUCUUAUUGGACCUAUGUAUAAAGUGCCAGCGACAUCUACUGCAUUUACAUCGAUAAUUUCGCAGAAAUCAGCAGCGGGUGCGGGAUUUGAAGAGUUUCUUACGCAAAAUUACGCCGAUUUAGUCGAUAAGGAUGGAAAAGAAUAUUUCCCCGGUAUUAAGUCCAAAAAUUUUAAAAUUAUGGGUAAAAGAUUGUAAUGUAUACUAGAUUGACGCAAAGUGCAACGGGAGAAAAUAAUUAUAUUUUAAAAUAACAUUUUUAUAACUUUAUUUUCUGUAAAAAAAAUAAUCCAUUCAUUUAUUGUCUUAUUGUUCAUUUUAAAAAGUAUACUUAAAUACUAUAUAUCUUUUUUUUAUAAAAAUGAUAUGCAAAAAAUGCAUAUUUGCAGAAAUAAGUAAAUAACUCUUAGUAUUAUAAGAAUUCAACAGAAAGAAGGAGCUUUAAUAAAUAUAUAAAUAACAUUUUUAUAUAUUUAUUAAUAUAUAUAUAUAAAUAACGGUUUAUUAAAACUAAAUAAAACCAAUUUUUUGCUUAGAGAUUUACUUAAUUUUAUAAUUUGAAUUUUACAAUUUCUAUCGUAAACUGCACCAAAUUUCUUAAUGUUGUCAUGCAUGUAUGUAUUGAAAUAAAUGACAGUAAAGUGCAUCUUUUCGGUACAUUAUUAUCGGCUUUUUCUAAAUGUAGAAGCAAACUUAAUUUCCAUUUCGAUCAACAUGUAAUCUCUAAUCGCAAAAUUGUUUUAACAUUUGUUUAAUUUAUUUUACAAAAUGUUUGCAUGAUAAAUUAAACAAAUAAGAUAAGAUAUGGUGCUAUGU